Molecule: messenger RNA, 1358 nt
Organism: Gasterosteus aculeatus aculeatus (three-spined stickleback)
Lineage: Eukaryota; Metazoa; Chordata; Actinopteri; Perciformes; Gasterosteidae
Source: RefSeq, a predicted model, not a curated record
GAGGAAGCGACGUCACGUGACGUCACGUGUUCCGUUUCAAACACAGCUUGAACCGGGAGCGCGGUGUUGCAGAUAAAGAAGUAAACUGCGUGAGGUACUUCGAUGAAGCCCACUUAUUUGCGUUUUUUUCACGUUGCAUAACAGCAGGCGGUUGGUGGGUUCGUGUGUCAGUCGGAACGCAGUUCGUGUUGUUGAUAUGCCGCUAACCGACAGCUAGCCUCCGUGUUAGCGUUACCUUGUUGCCGCCUGUGGCCCGGUACUCUCACUGUUGUCCCCCCGUCGGCCGCAGCUUCCACCCACGACAACAAGUUCUCCUUAAAAGCCCCGAUGUCUUUUCCGUUUGAAUCAAAUUGACCAGGUGACUCUUUCCACUGUGCUGCUUGUGUUGAGUUGAAUGAACUGAGGAGGAUGAGCGGGCUGGAGGACAUCAGCCUCCACAUCCAGGAGAGGAUCUCCUCCUUGUACCGCACGCUGGAGCUGUCAGGCGUCGAGUUGCCUCAGAGGAAGAAGCUUGGACAGGAAUUUGUGGCGCUCGAGAAGCUUCUGGAAGAGUUUGAAAAAUGUGUUGGUCGACAGAGAGAACGACUGAAGCAGCUGAAGGAGCUCGAGGAGUCCUUCCAGAAGAAUUUGCAGGAUGUCCAGCACAUACAGGAGAACGUACCUGUACACAUGCCCAAGAAGAAAUGUCCAGCAAACGGCGGUGAACCCGUAGUGACCCAGAAUAACGACGUGCAGCCGGUUCUGUCGGAAAAUGCCAAGAAGACCACCAAGAGCUUCGUCAGAGAGAUGGAGGUGAUCACCAUGCAGGAGUUUGAGAGCAUUCCUCAGUACAUGAAAGGACGCGUGCCGUACGAUCAACUCAACGCGGCGGUGCAGAGCCUCAACGCGGCCGUGUCGGCCAAGUACAAGAUCCUCCAUCAGUCAGCAAAAAGUCUGAACAAUCAAACGCGCAAACAGCGCCAGCGCUUCAAGGACCAGGAGACGAAGGAAACGAAAGGUCACUUUUUCGUGGUGGAGGACGACAUUCGAGAAUUCACCCGGAUGAAGGCAGACAAGCGAUUUCAAGGGAUCCUGAACAUGCUGCGACACAGCCAGCGGCUGCGAGAGCUCCGGGGGGGCGGCGUCGUCCGCUACGUGCUGGUGUGAAUGACGCUCCGUCAGUAAGACACCCGUCUCAUCUACACAUGCUUAUUCAAAGAAUCAUCCAUGGAUCAUUUGCUACCUUCUAUCGGCCAUGUUCAUACAUUGAUAUAUAUGGAUGUGGUGUUUAUGACUAAGUGCUAUACAUUAAUUUUCUCUAUUCUACAUUUUGUAUUUUUGAGCAAAAUAAAAAUAAAAUUCUUAAGGAAAAAGUGAAA